UCAUCCCUGGUGUGGCAUGACGUCAAAUUCAAGAUGGAUGGAAUCACUACCGUGGCGCGCGCCACCGCAAUCUAAAGCCUCUCGGCGGAAAAAAAAACCCCAUCACCGAAAGCUGGCGAUUUCACCGCCACUUUUUUUUCUCUUCCCCACCCCAGCCCACGCCCUGGAAGGUGGAGCAGACCAUGGAAGAAUUAUUUCACUACAUCAAUCCAGCACAUGCCAUCUCUCUCCUGAGUGCACUAAAUGAAGAUCGUCUAAAAGGCCAGCUAUGCGAUGUAGUCCUCAUUGUUGGUGACCACAAAUUCCGGGCACACAAGAAUGUUCUAGCUGCCAGCAGUGACUACUUCCGGGCUUUGUUUACGAAGAAAGAGAAUGAGAGCCAGUCAGUUUUCCAACUGGAUCUCUGCGAAGCACCUAUUUUUGAGAAUGUUCUGAACUACAUCUACUCCUCAUCCCUUUUCAUUGAGAAAAAAUGCCUAGAAUCCAUCCACCAUCUGGGUAAUAACCUUGGCAUCUCUUUUCUAACCAGCAUUCCAUCACAGACGCCUCAGAUUUCGUGCACACCAAGUACUAUUGAAAAGGUGAGCAAACCUGAUAGCUCCCAGCCAAGGAGUGUCAUUGUAUGUCAGGGGCGCAAUGAUCUUGAUAAGAAUAACAUUGAAUCCGAAGCAAAGGGAGGGGAUUCCAAUCAGAAAAAGGAAACGUGGAGGGAAGAGCCAAGGCACAGUUUAAAAUCCUCAUCUUUGAUGGAUGCCCUAAGGGCAAAUUGCAAUGCUGUGCCCAGAGAUGUUGGUACAACUCACCUGUCGGAUGAUAUGGGACAACCCCUGUUAACGGAUGUGCGUGGGGCCUUGGGUGACACAAAGUACCAUGAAGCCAUCAAAUCUCUGGAAGCUCGAAAUAGUAGGAUGAGGUUUUGUUGGGAUAGGAAAAGUUCCAUGAGUGUGGAUGGUACUUCAAGUUUCAGUGGGAAAGUUUCUGAUACAAGGCAAAGCCUGACUGAUCUCUUGGUCAAUGGAACGUCUUUAACUAGGCCACAACUAACACCUGCAUUCUCGUUUCAUGGAACUACAGGAUUUGCAUAUUCCCAACCAAAGUCUGGGCACACAGCAAAUCCUGGCACAAUUGAAGAGAAUAAUUUUCUAUAUUUCACUCAGGUGGGGCCCAUUGUUCAACCCCCAAUAUUGCAGUCUAACACCCAGAAUGUUGUCAGCAGCGGCCCAUUAGUGAAAAGUCUGCUUCGGAGGUCAUUAUCAAUGGAUAGUCAGGUCCCUUGUUACUCUUCUCCUCUUGAUCAAAAGAUGAAUUACGGAUCAUCAAUGUGUAAGCAUGAACCUCUAGAGAUGAUUUGUGAUGCAUCUUCCCAAACGCUGAUAAAUACAAAUUCAAUGAAACAACAACUUGAAAAAGAUGAGCCUCAGGUUGGCCAGACUUCUUGCCCAAAACAGCUUGAUGGAUCUCGGCCUUCCGAAGCAGAGGGCAUCUCUUUACCAUCAGCUGUUAAAGUAAAAGCAGAGCCUUGUAGCCCUGUCUCAGAGACAUCUGAUAUUAUUCGAGUGACUGUUGGAGAAACCUUGCCAUCUACCAGUAAGGAAUUCUCAGUGAAAAGCGUCGGGACGACCAGAAGGACAUCCACGCUGCCAGUAAAAAGGAGGUUCCAGGCUGAAAAUGCAAAGAUUUCCGUUGAGAAAUCAGAAUCUUUCCAGCAUUCUCCCAAUAUCACGAAAAACGUUGUGGAAAGUUCAAGCCCUAUUAUAGAUGAGGCUAAUCAAGAUCUGUUGAAGACUGAGCAGAACAAAGAGGAACAUUUUAAUCCCGAAUCAGCAAUAACUGGGAAGCGAUCCAAGUGCACAACCUGUUCCAAGAAAUUCCGAACCCCAGCCGGCCUAUUCCGUCAUGUUGGCAUGUACCAUAACCCAGAUAAGCCACAUGCCUGUGAUAUCUGCCACAAGAAAUUCCUUACCAAUUUCAAAGUUUGGACACACAGCCAAACACAACAUGGGAUAGUCAGUAACCCAUCAGCAGCUCCCAGCUCCUGCCCUGCCUCAGAAGAAAAAUUUCAAAAGAAACUAAGUGAUAUGAUACGUGAAAGGGAGAUCAAGAAGGCGCUGUUUCACAAGUUGCGACGAAAGCAGAUCUCUCAUAGUUACCCAAGCCUACGGUCAGAACAAGGAUUCAAAAAGAAUUUAAAGCCUACAGCCAAAGGUGUGUACAUAUGCACAACAUGUGGAAAGCUGUUCCGCUUCCUGUCACGUUACAGGCAACACAUGAAGACCCACCCAGGUGAGAAGCCUUUUGUUUGCAAGCUCUACAAUAAGCCUAUCAAGCCAAAAGAACAAUGUAGUACUGAAAAUGUGAGUGAAGAGAGUUUGGAAAAACAAUGCGAUCAUUGUAAAAUCAAGAUGCCUUCUAAGGCAGAGAAGACAAGACAUGAGAGGAUUUGUAGGAAUGUUAAUGUGUGCUGCUACUGUAGUCUUAGGUUUUACUCCAGAGAAUUAAAGCAAGAGCACGAAAGUCAGUGUGAAUACAAAAAACUAACCUGUCUAGAGUGUAAACGCACAUUUAAAUCCUCCUUCAGCAUUUGGCGCCAUCAGAUCGAAGUCCAUAAUGAAAAUACAAUGGCCCCAGUAAAACAGUCUUGCCUGGAUACAACAUGUCACAAUGGUGUCUUGGCAAACGAAGCUCAGACUGAAGUUGUAGAGAACUCCAUUGCUAGCCCAAGUACCUCAAAGGAAGACGAAGCAUGCAGUGAUUCUAUGGAACCUAUGUAUGUUGACUCUGAAAAUUCGUCAUGCUUUCCUGAAGACCUGAGUGUCUCCAGCCACAGAAAUGCAAACACUGAGGAUAAUCAUGUACCUGACGCAGUCUCCGCUAAUCCCAUCCAUUUGGAAGACUUGGCUUCGGAAUCAAACAGUUGCAGUGGGGAGCCAGAGGAUCUAACUUACAAAGGAGAACGUGAACUUUGGCCGUGUGAAAAAUGUGGCAAGCUCUUCCCGAUACGCAAGCAGUUGGAGCGUCACCAGGAAUUGCUGUGCACUGUUAAGCCGUUCAUUUGCUACAUUUGCCACAAGGCCUUCCGCACCAACUUCCGUCUCUGGAGCCACUUCCAGUCUCAUAUUUCUCAGUCAACGGACCAUCUUGAAACAUCGAAGCCUGCAAAGGGUCCCUCGUGUGCUCCUCCUCCCCCUCCACCACCUCCCCCACCACCACACUCUCCUGAGCCUGAACACGUCUCGAAUCACUCGGAUAGGUCCAACAGCCCGCAGGCAUCUGAUGCUCUUUUUUCCCACGCACCUCCUCUUCCAGCAACUACCUUUGAAAGGCUGUUCAUGUGCACACUUUGCCACCGGACUUUCAAGACUGCGUUCAGUUUGUGGAGCCAUGAACAGAUUCACAACUGAGAUGAGACGUAAAUUUCCUAUGAUAUCUUUGGAAUUCCACAAGAGUUAUCUAUAGAGGUGCAAAGAGGUUGAAUAUAAGGCAAUACAAUGUACUCCAAAUGUUUAGUAAAAUAAAGAGUUGGGUAAGAACGCUGUAAAGUAAUAUAUUAAGCUGGUAGAAGAAAGUAAAAUGUUUAGAAUUUUUUUUUAAAUCCAUCUUGUUACUCCGGUGCGACAUGGAAGCAUUUUUUAUAUGAUGGGAGUUUGCCAGUAUUACAAAAUCAGUUUCAAUUAAUACUGCAGAACCAGCUGAUGCAUUGAGAUGACUGCUUAUCAUUUGUUUUUAAACUUGAAUAAUAUGAAAUGUCGGUAACUUCAAAGCAAUUUUAUUCUGUUGGCGCCAACAUUUUCUGGAUCAGUUCUUUUGACAGAUUGAUUAUUCAGUAGAUUCAGCUAUAAAGUUGUAUUUUAUUUUCAGCACAGAAAGGUAUGAUUAUGAACACGAUGGUUUAAAGUCGAUGGUAUGUGUUGCAAUCCAAUGAUCAAUCAGUGUAGAUGUAACUAGCCAAAAGCUUCUUGGAAUUAUUGGGAUCUCCUACAACAAAUGAGCCUCAAAUUAGUUUGAAGGUUAGGAGGAAAAACUGAAGCUUGGCUGUCCUAAUUAGUACCAAGGAUGACAAUCUACAGCAUUUUAACUGAGAUGUCUCCAAAAAACUAGUUUGCUACCUAGUCAGAGAAGGAUAGAGAUUAUCCUCUUUUCAUGUGCUAACACUCAAGUCAUUCAAUGAUUUUUAUACUGUACCCACUGGAGAAAAAGUGCUUCCAUUGUGAGAUUUGAAGUAUACAGCGACAUUCUUAAAAGAUACAUUGUACCGUGGCCAGGUCCAAAAUGGAAGUUCUAAAUGGUGGGAAAAGAACCUUCACUACACAAUUGAUGGCAAAAGAUAAUGACAGAAACCUCGAUAGGGAACAGUAGAACGGACGCAGUCCUGUACAUACUCCCACAGUUAGUCUCCUUCAUGUGAUGAGAAAAGUUCAGUUUGUUUGCUUAAUUACAGUUAAUUCAUAGUUAGUAAAAUAAUGAUUUUCUAAUGAUGAUCAAUGAUAUCAUAGACAAUAGACAAUAGGUGCAGGUGUAGGCCCUUCGAGCCAGAACCGCCAUUUAAUGUGAUCAUGGCUGAUCAUACCCAAUCAGUAGCCCGUUCCUGCCUUCUCCC
This is a messenger RNA of Amblyraja radiata (thorny skate), 4597 nucleotides long. It is a transcript of the gene zbtb21, whose product is annotated as zinc finger and BTB domain containing 21. Gene Ontology annotation, molecular function: DNA-binding transcription factor activity, RNA polymerase II-specific; protein binding. Gene Ontology annotation, cellular component: nucleus. The coding region runs from base 183 to 3401 and encodes 1072 amino acids. Gene Ontology annotation, biological process: regulation of transcription by RNA polymerase II. The record is from RefSeq and is a predicted model, not a curated record. The transcript is spliced from 2 exons. Lineage: Eukaryota; Metazoa; Chordata; Chondrichthyes; Rajiformes; Rajidae.